Messenger RNA from Cololabis saira (Pacific saury), 2680 nucleotides. RefSeq names its product ETAA1 activator of ATR kinase b (gene etaa1b). The record is from RefSeq and is a predicted model, not a curated record. Lineage: Eukaryota; Metazoa; Chordata; Actinopteri; Beloniformes; Belonidae. The coding region runs from base 169 to 2004 and encodes 611 amino acids. The transcript has 6 exons.
CGCCAAGAUGGCGACUUGCCUCAGAUGAAUGAGCGUGAGACAAAAACAAGUGCUUGUAAACAUAAAAGGAUAAAAUUGUUCUUCUGAGCCACUGUUGGUUGUCCGCGUGGCUGCUGAGAAAAUAAUGGUCGGAAAGGGUUUCUCUGUACCUGUCGUUUUUGGUGAGUCAUGUCAGACCCGCGGACUCGAGCUGCAGCUGGAGAGUUUAGUGAGCUGUGGAGCAGCGUGUCGAAACAUUACAAACCCCCGGGGACGGCCGUGUCGCCCUGCCGCACCGAUCUGCAGAGUCCCAGAAGCCGAGGUGACAGUAGAUGCUUUGGCUUCAUUAAUGGAGAUUCUCCAGGAGACACGGAAGUUUCACAAGAUAUUUUCUGGGAUUCAACAUCUCCAACUGGAUUGGGAAAGAGGAACACUAGAGUGGUGGAAAUAUCAGAGAUCGUCAACCGGAUUGCUCCAAAAAAUAUAACACCUAAAGAGAAAGAAUCCUCUCUGCUGCAGUGGAUUGACGAUGGCAUCAUACCCUACACGCCUGAGAUUCAAAAGUCCAGAGUGAGGAAAAGGUCCUCUCGACAAAGCAGCGUGGAGGACCUCAUGAAACUGGCCAGGCAGUUUGACAAGAACAUGCAGCAGGAUGAGGAGGCUUCACAACACCUCAACAUCGUCAACAAUAACCUUUGUGAACCUGUGAAGACUUCUGAAGCCAAACUGACCGAUGCAGCGUUCUCCAGUGACGGGAAAGGACUAGACUGCCCAUCGCCGUCUGAACAGGUGGAGGCCGAGCUGAAUGCUCUGUUUGACUGCUCCACUCAGGGAGUCAGCGGCAGGUUAAGCGAGGGCUCUGUUUUCUCUCAGGAAAUAAAGGACCGAACGGGGAAUUCAGCUUCAGCUGAAAACCAGAUUAAAGAGCUCAACACCUGCAGUAACACUACAAACAACGGCAAUGACUACGAUGAUGACUGGGAGAACGAUGACUUACUCAAUGACUCUUUUGUGCUGGAAGCGACCCAGAAUCCCGAUGUUCAUCUCAGUGAUUCUCUUAAGACCACGUCGCCGUCUAAAAAUAAGGCAAACACUACUCAGUUCACUUCUGUUUUCAAGCAAAGCACAAACACAGACUCUUCCCUUCAGCUCUCAGACCCACAUUCCAAGACGCGCUGCAGCACACUCCAGGAGCUGUGCCCUAAACCAAAGACUACCAACCGAAGCACUUUCAAGUUGGCGCCCAACCCUCACUUGCAGCCCAAGAUGACGGAAGAGGUUUCCAAGCCCGGCUUCACUGUUAUACAGCCCAAAUCAAAGAUGAGUGCGACCACAAAACCAUGCUCCAAAUCCCAAGAUCGCAAAGAGACUGGAAGUCAAGCUGCAAGUUAUUUGAAGCCCCCUUUUGUUAAAGACGUUUCAAACAGCUCAUGGGAUGACGGGGAUGAUGAUGAUGCACUGCUCUACCAGGUGUGUGACAGGGUGGAGAAAAUUUCCAACAGCCAGCCACGGCAAACAAGUUCCAGCAACUACCAUGAAAAUCACAACUUUGCGACAGGAAGACAACAGCCACUCGACAACAGGGAUGCCAGCGCUAAAAGACAGCCGUCGCAUGCUUUUGUUCGUUGCAACUCAUUACCAGAGACUAGCUGUGAAACGGGGAACUACAAAGGGUGGAACAUUCCCAUGAAAGGCUCCAACAACAAAUCAAGGAUGUCUCAGAGCUUCCCAGGAAGCCGCGUGGAUCUGGCCACAUUUGGCCAGUGCAGAGAUUCCUCUGGAAAUGUCCAGGCUGGAGAUAGUAAUGUGGAAGGGAAAGUACAUACGGUGGUGGCCAGCGCACCGCAGAAGUCCCAUCUAUCAACCUUCAAGAGAAACCUUUCUGACUCAGCAAUCAUAAGCAACAAAGUUUUUGUCACGAGCCAAAAGACAGGGAAGUGCUCCGCGGCAGAGAUCGAGAGGAAGAAACAAGAAGCCUUGGCCAGGAGGCGCCUGAGAAUGCAGAGCUCCUCCAAACCGUCCUGACUGACACGUGGCAGCCUCUUCUGCCGUAAACAAGCCUUCAUGAAACUCAUCAUUCCUUACCAGUGGUUCACUUAUUCUUUUUGACUUGGCUUUCUGCACCUUAUAAACCCAGAUUAAAAGAACAGUUGAAUGGCUGAAUGAAGACCUGCUGGAUGUUUAUGCUGCUGAUAUAAAACCAUGAGAACUGUGAGCACAUGUCUCCGAUCUGGGUUGGGACAACAACAACAAAGAGAUUUGAGUGUUUUCACACAGAGUUGUAAAGUAGUUUACAUGACCUGGAAAAUAAAAUGGAGAUUCUGACUGACAUUUGUUGUUACAGUGUUACAAUUUAAGCCCUGUGUAUCUCCUUGGGGUGGGUUGAUGUUGAUUUUCCUUAAAUAGUUUUAUCUCAGUGUUGUGUCUCGGCAUGUAACAGCAAAGGCUGACUGCAGUGAAAACAAUGUCCUGCUGAUGUUAACAAUCACGUCUAAGAUUCAUUCUGUCAAAAAUUACAGUAUUUGAAAGCAAGAAGCAAAAUAUUAGUUUGUUUUAAGCAUCCAUUUAGCAGAUUUUGAUUUGCAUACAUUUCUUGGUGCUACUUGUGUUCCUUCGUUCCACAGUUUUAAGUGUAAUGCAGUUGUCCUGUUACAGUUUAAUGCACCUUUACAACAAUAAAACAGAAAUCAAUCUUUACAGU